Phlebotomus argentipes is the source of this 1275-nucleotide messenger RNA. RefSeq names its product neuropeptide CCHamide-2 receptor (gene CCHa2-R). Bases 1 to 1275 code for a protein of 424 amino acids. The transcript is spliced from 6 exons. NCBI's taxonomy places the organism in Eukaryota, Metazoa, Arthropoda, Insecta, Diptera, Psychodidae. Gene Ontology annotation, molecular function: neuropeptide Y receptor activity. Gene Ontology annotation, biological process: G protein-coupled receptor signaling pathway. Gene Ontology annotation, cellular component: membrane. The record is from RefSeq and is a predicted model, not a curated record.
AUGGCGAGUGGCAUGGAUGAGAAUUUCACAGGUGACUUUUUCCUCAACGCCUCAGAGGACACCCUCUUCACGGCCGAUCAGACGUUCACGUCCGACAUGCCAAAUGCGACAAAUCCCAGUGACGACUACACCCCCUACCCCGACCGCCCUGAGACCUACAUCGUGCCCGUGGUCUUCUCCAUCAUCUUCGUGGUGGGGGUGCUGGGCAACGGCACACUCGUGGUGGUGUUCGUCCGGCACCGCGCGAUGCGCAACAUCCCCAACACCUACAUCUUCUCGCUGGCUCUGGCCGACCUGCUGGUCAUCCUCAUCUGCGUGCCGCUCACGUCCAUCAUCUACACGAUGGACUCCUGGCCGUGGGGCGAGACGCUGUGCCGCGUGUCCGAGUUCGCCAAGGACAUCUCCAUCGGCGUGUCCGUCUUCACGCUCACCGCCCUCUCCGGCGAGCGCUACUGUGCCAUCGUGAACCCCCUGCGGAAGCUCCAGACGAAACCCUUGACCGUCUUCACAGCGGUCAUGAUUUGGAUUAUCGCCAUCCUCUUCGCCUUGCCAGUCGUCAUCAGAUCAACAGUGGUGGAGCGGCCGGUGAACAGGAACAAAACCAUUCUGAUUUGUGAUCCAUUCGGACCCGAGGAGGACAGCUUUAGGCCGACAUACAGAAAAUAUGCUGUAAUUGGAAAGGCUGUGACCUACUACUUCCUCCCGCUGACCAUUAUUGGGAUCUUGUACGCGUUAAUGGCGCGGCGACUUCACUUGAGUGCUCGCGAGAUGCCUGGUGAGUCUCUUGCAGCCCAAAGUCGCUCCCAGGCGAGAGCCAGAAGACAUGUUGCCCGAAUGGUGGUGACUUUCGUCAUUGUUUUCAUUGUGUGUUUCCUGCCGCAUCACAUUUUCCAAAUGUGGUUCCACUUGUAUCCGGACGCCGAGGAUGAUUAUGACGAAGUGUGGCACGUCUUCAGGAUAAUUGGAUUCUGCUUUGGCUUCCUCAACUCCUGCGCCAACCCGGUGGCGCUAUACUGCGUCUCCGGCGUCUUCCGGCAGUACUAUCAUCGCUACUUGUGCUGCCGGCGGUCGCCCUCCCACCGAGCCGGCCACUCCACCGCCACGGGCGUCUGUGAUACCAGCUUCACCUCCACGGUGCGCCGCGCCACCACCCAAGUCCCCCUGCCGAUGGGCCAGAACCCGGCCAGCAAUCACUGGUACGGCAACGGCAGCGACUGCCCCCCGUCGCCCCAGUGCGUGCGCUCCAAGUCCUCCAGGUCGCUGGGGAAGAGGUGA